GUUACUGGGUGAAGAUCUGAGUUGGGAAAGUGAGCUCGCAGUGACGUGCCUGGAGUUUGCAACUCCACCCAAGAGAGAAAGAGAGAGAGAGAAAGGGAGGGCAGACAUCUGAAGGCAGAGCAUGGCGUGAGGACAACAUAAGGAACAUGUAAGCUCUCACAACGCAGCUUCUUUUGCGACGGGGACGGAUCGACCGACCCGGAGCCGGCGAACGGCCUAAAGAGAAGGAAAAGUCGGACAAGUUUCACAGUGGAGACUCUCCGGUCGGAGCGGGCAGUUGGUGGCGAUCUCCAGCUCAGCGACAGCUCGGAGCGAGGCAGAGGCGGAGGAAGGCGGACUACCCCUGUCGGCCGCGCCGGCCCGACCAUCUCCGUACGGGCUCCGGACCAUGGCUCAGUCGCCGGUGGCGGUGGCGGUGCCGGGAAUGCAGAAUCAUCGGGCAGACCCUGAAGGACUAUUCACCAAACUGGAACGGAUUGGGAAGGGGUCUUUUGGAGAAGUCUUCAAAGGAAUUGAUAACCGGACACAGCAAGUAGUUGCUAUCAAGAUUAUUGAUCUAGAAGAAGCUGAGGAUGAGAUUGAAGAUAUCCAACAGGAGAUAACUGUGCUCAGCCAGUGCGAUAGUCCUUAUGUAACCAAAUAUUUUGGAUCAUAUUUAAAGGGGACAAAGUUAUGGAUCAUAAUGGAAUAUUUGGGAGGCGGUUCAGCCUUGGAUCUUCUCCGGGCUGGACCCUUUGAUGAAUUCCAGAUUGCUACCAUGUUGAGGGAAAUCCUCAAAGGUUUGGACUACUUGCACUCAGAGAAGAAGAUCCACAGGGACAUUAAAGCUGCCAAUGUCUUGUUAUCUGAGCAAGGCGAUGUGAAGCUGGCGGACUUUGGCGUGGCCGGACAGCUGACGGACACCCAGAUCAAACGGGACACAUUUGUUGGCACUCCAUUCUGGAUGGCACCAGAGGUCAUUCAGCAGUCUGCAUAUGACUCGAAGGCAGACAUCUGGUCUUUGGGAAUUACUGCCAUUGAAUUGGCCAAGGGUGAGCCACCCAACUCUGACAUGCAUCCCAUGAGGGUUCUCUUUCUCAUACCCAAAAACAACCCACCAACGUUGGAAGGAGAGUUCAGCAAAUCUUUUAAGGAAUUUGUGGACGCAUGCCUAAAUAAGGACCCAUCCUUUCGUCCAACAGCCAAGGAACUGUUGAAACACAAGUUCAUCCUUAAAAACUGCAAGAAGACCUCUUAUCUCACAGAACUAAUCGAUGGGUACAAAAGGUGGAAAGCAGAAGGGCACAGUGAUGAUGACUCUAGUUCAGAUGAGUCAGAUUCUGGGAGUAGUGACAAGGAGAACAAGAACACAAAACCCAUUGAGUGGUCCUUCACCACGGUGAAGAAGAAGCCGGAUGCAAAGAAGCUGCAGAAUGGGACGGACCAGGAUGUCACCAAAGUAUCAUCAUAUAUAUCUACUGUGAUUGCUCCUCUCUUUGCUGAGCUGAAGGAACAGGACAGAGACAACACAGAGAGGGCCGAAGCAAUUGAUGCUCUGGAAAAAAGCAUGAACAGGGUUGAAGCCAGCUACCCUGGCAUCACAGAGAAGUUGGUAAAGAAAAUAAUCGAAAGGUUUCAAAGGUUUUCGGCUACUGAAGCAUGCUGAGGACUCCGCCUGAUGACUGGAUACUUUCAUAGGUCCCAGCACACCUACGCUGUACAAAACCUCCUCCCCACAACCAUGCCUCCCCCAUUUCCUUCUCUCACAAAUCAGGUCUUAACUCUACAGGAUUUUCUGCAAUGCUUUAAGAUGAUGGCCAACAUCUCGUCUGUGUGAAUUGAAUGUUAAAAGCAAACUCCUGGCUGAGUGCAGGAAAGCUGGACUAAUUGUUUUGUUAACUCAAGUUAAAAUUCAUCUUUACUGCACUUUUGUGCCAAUGAAUUAGAAAUAUUAAUUGCCAGCACUGAGUAGAAAGUCUGACUUACUGGUGUUGCCUAUUGAGAAUGUGUCACAUUUACUUUAAUCUCCCUUACACAGAAGUUGAAAUACUGGGCCACAAAUUGGAGGUAGGGGAGGGUGAUGUUGUAGGUAUAUUGAGGAUGAGUCUCAAACUACUGACUGGCUGGUGCUUUCAAUCCAGUUGUUUUCUGCUGGAGAUGGCUGCUGACAUGCAAAGAGGCCGAUUUUAGUCGAGUUGAGGCACAGUGUUACUUCAGAAAGAGUUACUACUCCUGUUCCUGUCUGUGUGACUCUCGAUACCACAGACAUGAACCAGCAACACUGAUGUUUCACACUCCCACUCCCAUCUACCACACCUCCCCCAGCUCAUUGACCUCAACUACAUUUUUGUGUUUGCUUAGAAAUUCCAUUUUGAACUUCCUGGACCAGUCCCGUUCUUGUGCCUCGUUAAUGCAUCAGAACCCAAAAAUGUGAUCCUGUCGGCAAAUAAGAAUACAGAUCUACACUGAUUCCAAUUGCACCUGACGUUAUCCUAAGCAACUUUCAAAGACCACAGCCCGAGCAAGUGCAAGUGUAAAUUGUUAUUCCUCAUCAGCUUUUUGUAAAAUUAAUAAUCCCUUGAGCAGUUUCAGUUGUAUAUCCUCAACAAAAUAAAAAAAAGGGUGCAGCAUUUCAGUAGUCUCCUUUUUAACUGUGGGGAAGGGUGUGAAAUCAAUGCAGGAACCCAUUGUACUAUGUACAAGGACUGACAGAGAGAAAACAGAAGCAUUUCUCAAGAAGGCUCUCGUUGACUUCCACUUUUCUGCCUUGAGACAGUUUUUAUUGGAGUUUUGUGCCUCUAGUCCCUGCAAGUGUAAUCUAAACUUAAAUGGUAGGAUGGACUUGAACAGUGCCCCUGAAUUUCUUCCCAUAUUGGCAGAGGGGAGGGUGCCUUUUGUGCUUCAAAGAAGCCUUCAGUCGUGGUCCUAAAUUCUCUAACUCAAUUUGGCAUCCUUUGUUUUGAUAGGUUUGCUUAUAAAGUCGCUCUUGAUGAAUGACCAUUGAAAGUGGUUGUGUGUGAAGAGGUCGUCCAGGAAGAGGCAUUGACCUUGCUAAACUUCCCACUGUGUGUGGGGUGAAGCAGUCUAUGUGUGAGACAGAACUGGCAUACCCCUCUGGUUUAUUUAGGAAUGGGGCAGCGGGCAAGAGGAAGAGAGAGGAGUCUGGGAGCACUAAAAUGUUCUGAGGUUGUAGCUCAAAACGGAUUCUUCUGCUGUGGCUUCGUUGAGGUAAAUUGCUAUUUAGAGACCAGCUCAGAGAAGAUAUACCUUAGGUUUAUUAAAUAGGAGCCCAUUCUUUCCUGAGUUGGAUUGAAAUGGAAGUCUGUCCAAAAUUCCUGCACGGAGCCUUCAUCAACAGUGAUUCUGUUCCCGUCCCUAUGGUGACUUCAGCUCCUCAGUCAGUAUGGGGUCCACCUCAUGUUGUAACUGUGGUCCUGUUAACAGCCACUGGGUAGUUUUUACCAUGGUGAACGUGGAACAAUUCUGGGUGGAAAAGAUCCAAGGGCAGUCAUGCACAGCUGCACUUGUGUAUGUGAAGCUGACUUGAAGAAUGGUGAUUAGUGUUUGGUGGCUGUGUGUGUGAAAGAUCUUGGCAAGAAUCCUCUCCCAGCAUCUGAGUAGCUGAGUGAAUAUAUUUUAAAAAAUGAGAUUAUCACUUAAUUUCACCAAACAUUGGGAGCUUCCAGCUGCUGGACCACAAGUACCCCCAACCCUGUAAGCGCCCUGAUCUUUCCAAGCCAGCAGCAAGGAGAAUAUGCCCCAUUUAACAAAGCCAAUUGAACUUUCAAGUGUUGCAGCUGAGAAUGAGGAAAAAUGAUUCUGGAAAGGACAGAAUUCCCAGGAAGGUCACGUGUAUAUACUUUGUCACAGAACUCCACAAGGUAGUUGCACUGCUUCAUAUCUGCUUUUUAUUUUGUGUGUGGGUGCAUAAUGUAAGGAUAGACCAUUCAAUCUUACAUUCUUUACACACUCUGUCAAUGCUGCCUUUACGUCAAAUGUUUUUUAAUACACAUUUAUACAGAGAAAUUGCCUAAAUAUAUUUUGCCAAAUGUUUGAACAAGUGAUUGGUCUUUAGACUACACCUUGUCAGCUAAAUUGGGGGAGAUUUACUUACCAAUGGUAUUUUCAAAUUUACAGUUUCAUUGAAAUCCAGCAUGAGCCACAAGAUGCCAAAUAUUAGCCUUCAUCUGGUAUCUGACCUCUUUACAUGUUUACCACUUAACUUUCCAUCCUGAGCAUCAUAAAAUCAGGGCCUUUGUUUCAAGAUUGAAAAUUGUUUUAUUUCUGGGGUAUUUUUCAAAAAGUCACAAUUAAUGUCUUGAUUUAAAGCAAUAUUUUUGUAAGUGUAUAGAAGAUAGUAAUGUAAAUAUAAGAUAGAAUCUAGUAGAGAGCAAGAUGUGUGAGCUAGUUCUGUGGCUAUCAGGAGUAUAUAAAUCUGUUUUGUAGAUAAUGUUUUGUUAUUCAUAGUUCUGGGGUUUGAAUGGUUUUAUGAAUAAAUAUUUAAAUCAUCCUCAUCUGUGUUUUGUAU
Messenger RNA from Mobula hypostoma (lesser devil ray), 4507 nucleotides. RefSeq names its product serine/threonine protein kinase 26 (gene stk26). Gene Ontology annotation, cellular component: cytoplasm. Lineage: Eukaryota; Metazoa; Chordata; Chondrichthyes; Myliobatiformes; Myliobatidae. Bases 389 to 1645 code for a protein of 418 amino acids. Gene Ontology annotation, biological process: negative regulation of cell migration; protein phosphorylation. Gene Ontology annotation, molecular function: protein serine/threonine kinase activity; ATP binding. The transcript is spliced from 11 exons. The record is from RefSeq and is a predicted model, not a curated record.